UCGAAUGCUCGCCAGGCACCCGUCAUUUGAAGUGAAUAAUUUUGUAUCAGUAGUAAUCGCAGCGCUUAUUUAGGUGUAAUAUUUUAUCUGAAGUUUGACAGUUUGCUGAAAAACAUCUGCAAGGUGUAUUUUGAAAUACAGCUGAACAAUUGCAACAUCGUAAUCACCUCUAGUGACUUCAGGAAACGGGAGUACCCAUAAUUUGUGAAGUCGGAUCUUCGGAGACCAUCCGGUUAUCUCAAAAUACUUAAGUAUUCUUAUUUCAACGUUACCCUCGACAGGAACAAACGAAAUUUUUUUGAUUUGUCAUAAACACGAUGGACCCUGACGAAAGUGAUUUGAUUGACAAACUGAUUUCUCCAAGUGGAGCUUUUGGUUCUGGUAAUCAGCAAAAGGUAAUUGUACAACGAAAUUCACCAAUACUUUUCCCCGGAGGGACACCGCUGACAAUCAAUGCUACCAGUUCACUUCUGGUACCGAAUUCGGUUCCUCUCACUGUUGCACCGCAGCAACUGCAGUUUGCUGCCUCAUCUGGUGAUGGAAUACUUCCGCUUACAACCGUUGCCAGUGGUGUAGAAUCCGCUUCUGUCAUUGUCAUAAACAAGGAGACGACUUUUGCACCGGGUUCGAUUCCCAUAAAUGUUAUUACAACUGAACAACACCAGCAGCAACAACAACAACAUCCGCAGCAGUUCAUCCAUGGAACUAACGUGCAGAAAGUUGUCGUUGCUUCCAACCCCGGGCCCAGUGCGUUGUCGCCGCAUUCCGGAGUGCAAAUCGUUGCUACCGGUACUAUGAAGACUCUUCAACAAAAGAUGCAAACCCCUGGAUUUAAACUCCAAAUUGGCAACACGAAUAUUAUGUCGUUACAGCAAAAAAUGAUCGCUCCGAUGGGCCAGCAGCAACAAGUCAUGCCGCCAGCUAUGACCAUGAUCCAGCCGAGUACAAUUGGAAUAUCCAGCGCCGCAGAGCUGAAGCGAUUGCCGCCUUCAAUUAAAAUUUUGAAACCGAUUGCUCCUAAGCCCGUCAUUACGAACUACACCAGCACCGUCAUAAAGUCAUCUGGGGAAAACAACAGCCAGCCGUCGGCCGCGGGAUUGCCCAACGUCAGUCACCAUGUACUUCCAUUUGGAACGACUAUUAAAGUGACCGCCGGGAAUGAUCCGCUGCCGAUUCCGAUCUCAAAACCGCAACACGUCAUUCAACCGCCUCAGCUAGUUCCAUCGCAACCACUUUCACAGCAGCAGUUAUCCCAAAUCCCUGUUGUACCACAGGCGCCGCUCUCCCCGCAAACUUCUUCGCUUAUGAAAGCCAUCCGACCCGUUUCGCCAGCAUCCAUAGCGCCUCCUCACACUGCCGUACUUUCACCCAAUCAAAACAAAGUAAUCAUCAACAAAAUUAUCUACAAAACACCUGAAAACCAUUUGGGACCUGGACCAACAGCUGGACAAUCUAGAAUAGUUCCAGUAACGCCUCCGCUGUCGCCGGUGUCUAGGCCGGAAUUGAAACGUAAAAUUAUUAUCACCGCUCCUGGCAACCGUAGGCGUCCGAUACAGUCGGUAUCAGCGACGCGUUCGACAGCUACGCAGCCCGGGCCAGCUCAAAUUAUUGUUCAAACGGCAACACCGCCGCUCAUUCCACCACUGGCACCGAGAACCACAAUCGAUAAGAUUUCUACCAGCGUACAAGCGAUUUUUCCCUCGUGUGCCAGCAAUAAUAUAACCGUUACACAAGUGAUAAGUCCGACUCUGCCACAACUAGCCUCAAUGGAAGAGGAAAUACCACAAUCGACAAUGAAUGAUGCGUUUGCGACUGAAUCGGCUGGUCCUUGCGAUACGGAUCAAGAUAUUAGAACCGUGUCACAGAGUAAUUCGCAGGUAGACAUUUCCGAAACGGAGGUUUCAUCGACUACUACGGAGCAGGUUCUUGAUGGUUGUAGCCAAGACAGCAAGGAACAAACUGAAGACGAAGCUGAUCAAUUUGAACCCAUCGAGAUGGAUCAACAGCAAAAUGCACCGGAAAGUAAUCAAACACAAAUGUCGACUUCGAAUGGAGAUGCAGAGGAUACGAAAGUUGAGGAGCAACCUAUGCUGGUUGAUGAACCUGAAGUCUACGAAGGACCAGGUCGAUCCAAAACACCAAUCGAAGAACAGCGUGAAAUUCUGGAAAAUUUAUGGAACGAACAGAUGGUCAGUCCUCGAAUGCAGAAACGAUCCAACUCGGAAAUCCAGGAGUUGCAAAGCCUAUCCCGAAUGAGGCGUCUAUCGGAGCCUGUUAAACAAGAAAGUCUGCCAGUGGAGGAUGAGGUUGCUCCGAUGCCAAAACCUUUGUCGAUUUUUAAAUUAAAACCAAAGAGAAAAUCGAAAAGUCAUCGAAGCACGCCCACCAGAUCGCUUACGUCACUGCUUUGCAAUGAAAAGUUUGAAAUAGAGUCCGAUGAAAGCCGCAGUAUUAAAACGUCAGCAUCGAGUUUGAAUACAAUCAGUCCUCCCAAGAAGGAAGGUACUUCAUCGGAAUCAACACCAGCUUUCGAUCAAGACAAGCUGCAAGCUGCGAUCGAAAUUUACAAAAGAAACCAGGCGAUCUCUAACAAAACUUAUCGAGAAAAAACGAGAUCCGAGUCAAGAUCGGUAGCGGACCGUGAAGACAAAGAAGAAAAAGACUACAUCGAAGGGGAUUUUGGUUCUACUCCUUCGGACUUGUUCAAAUGGGACGAUGGAAUUGGAUACAUGCGAAACAGUUAUCUUCACUUCCAGUUCAAUCAGUUUGGUCUGGUAGAACCGAUGGAACCCAAAGAGUAUUCGAAACAUGUGAAAACAAAUGUUUACGAAUCACUCAAGGAGCCAAUAUCUAGCCGAACAACGUUCAAAACUAAUCGUGACAAGCGAAAAAUGUUACCCGAGGAAAUAUCGUACCGUUGCCGAUGUUGUCGCAGUCGCGGUGUCGCCACCGAUUUUGCUACUCCAGACUAUUGUUCAGUAACUUGUAUGAAACUGAGCAAAAACGAAUCCGUACUAGCGAGUAUAGCUCGAUCAAAAUCUUUGCAGCGAAAAGGAUUGGGUUCAUCGGAGUCGGAAAUGUCCAACAACACACCGCUUCCAACAAGCGAUGACGAUUCGCUGGGAAGUUCUAUAAACUUCAGCAAUGCUUUCAAAGAGAAAAACAUUGCGAGAAAUAAAGAAACAGCAAUCAAAUCUAUUGCCGACGUUCCAAUCGCUCUGUCCGAGUCAUCCAACGUACCACGGUUUACCUGGGAGAACUAUUUGUUAAAAGCGCAAGGAACCCCCGCACCGGUGAAUCUAUUUGUCAACCCGUUCCCGAGCGGACCGAAUAAAUUCCGUGCCGGAAUGAAACUAGAAGCCAUCGAUCCGGAGAAUAAUUCGCUUUUCUGCGUGUGCACCAUCGCCGAAGUCCGUGGCUAUCGAAUGCGUUUGAGCUUCGACGGGUAUUCACGGUAUUACGACUUUUGGAUCAAUGCCGAUUCGCUGGAUAUAUUCCAGCCCGGCUGGUGUCGCAAGACGGGACGUGUUCUGCAACCACCGAACGGCUACGAGGGACAGUUCAGCUGGAUCGAUUACCUCACUAAAACGCACUCGAUGGCUGCGUCGAGAUAUCUGUUCACGCACCUGAACUCAACGUCAAACGAAAAUAAAUUCGAAAUCGGUAUGAGCUUGGAGGCAGACGAUUUGAAAAAGUCCGGAAAGGUGUGUGUGGCCUCCGUCAGCGAUAAAAUCGACAAUCGCAUAUUGGUCCACUUCGAUGGAUGGGACGAACGAUACGACUACUGGGUGGACGUCCAUUCGCCCUACAUUCAUCAUAUCAAUUGGCACCAAGAGAAUGGAUACAACAUUACACCGCCACCAGAUUGGAACAAAGGAUCCUUCAAUUGGUCAAGAUAUCUUCGGCUGAAGUCUCGUCGGAUCGGAAAAACAAUUGUUCCGGCAGAUAAGUCUCUGUUUGUGACACGCCACCCAAUGGAGUUCGAACCUGGAAUGAAGCUGGAAGUGGUUGAUCGCAAAAACCAAAUGCUGAUUCGACCUGCCACGGUUGUAGCCACCGAUGGGUAUGAAAUUAAGGUCUGCUUCGAUGGUUGGCCAAAUUUCUACUCCUUCUGGAUUGAGGAUGAUAGUUCCGACAUCCACCCGAUAAACUGGUGUAAAAGAACCAAUCAUCCGAUCGAAUUUCCACCUGAUCAUCGACCGGUUUCUAUCAAAAGCACCUGCGAAGUUCCGUACUGUUUGGGACAAGGAAAUGCUAGAUUGGCAUACAAUCGGAACCACAUGAAAGUGGUUGAAUGUCCUUACAGGACAGAUAAUUGGCUUCAGGACGAUCGAAAACGACCGCGACUGACCCAUGAUCAAAUUAUCACUUCCAACUACUACAGCUCUGAACAUGACGCUGUACAGCUGGAAGCUCCCGCUGUAAAGAAAAUCAAAAGUGAACCCGAUGACAUCCCGAACAUCUCCAUACAAACAGCGGCAACCGAUGCACCUCAGCAACCUCCGGCCACUGGGGAAUCUCAAACCAAUUCUGGUGUAGAUCCGAUGAUAAAAACCGCCCUACCGGUCAUAACCGAUUACGGUCCGCGCUUGAAACAGUCUUACAAACUUUGGAAGAACAGCUCACGGGUACUGGACCGCUGUAUCGAAGGUCUUUCUGAGUUUAAACGCAACCCUCUGCGAUGGUCGGUGGAGGAAGUCGCCAACUAUGUGGAACACUUUCCCGGAUGCGCUGAGGUCGGCAAUCAGAUCCGGGAUGAGCAAAUAAACGGAGCAGGAUUCCUGAGUUUAACUCAGGACGACCUGGUGAAAUAUCUGGAUGUAAAGCUAGGUCCCGCCAUCAAACUUUACAACCGAAUAAUACACCUUCGGUUGCAGGUGGAAAACCAUUUUGUUAAGUUUUAAUUACGGAUGCUCGGGAUCACAAAAAUAAGGUUGUUCAUAUCCAUUACGAUUAAGACGAUUUUAGGCACAGGUGUUGUUCUAGAAGUGCGUUAACCACUUCGAAAAGAACUCCGUUUUUUUUGUAAAAAAUUGUGGUCACCCAGAGCUGACAAGUAAUUAUCAGUAGAGUUGAAAAACUGCAUAAUUUAGUUUCUUUCCCGUUAUAAUUGUACAUAACGCGUUAAGUGUUUUCUUCCUAAAGCAGCACAUUGGAUAUAAUCGAAAGGCAACAGUAAUAAAUUAUUAUUCUUAGAGUUU
This is a messenger RNA of Malaya genurostris, 5201 nucleotides long. It is a transcript of the gene l(3)mbt, whose product is annotated as lethal(3)malignant brain tumor-like protein 3. The coding region runs from base 318 to 4904 and encodes 1528 amino acids. The transcript is spliced from 7 exons. The record is from RefSeq and is a predicted model, not a curated record. Gene Ontology annotation, biological process: regulation of DNA-templated transcription. Gene Ontology annotation, molecular function: zinc ion binding; protein binding. Gene Ontology annotation, cellular component: nucleus. NCBI's taxonomy places the organism in Eukaryota, Metazoa, Arthropoda, Insecta, Diptera, Culicidae.